Adineta steineri is the source of this 1264-nucleotide messenger RNA. NCBI's taxonomy places the organism in Eukaryota, Metazoa, Rotifera, Eurotatoria, Adinetida, Adinetidae. The record is from the annotation of a GenBank genome assembly.
UGAUUUUGUUCUUGACCGACGACUAUAUGGACGUGAUGAUGAUGAUGAAGCUUAUGAAAGAAAAAAACAAGAAAGACGAUUACGUGAAAAAGAAAUUCGUUAUAGAGAUAGAUUAAAAGCAUGGGAACAGCGUGAACGAAAAAAACAGAAUGAUUAUGAAUUAGAAAAACGUCGGGAAUUAAGUCGAUUACAUGAUGAAGAAAAAGAAGGCAAACGUUUAUUAGCAUUUCUUGAAGAUUAUAAUGAUGAAAAUGAUGAUCCAAAAUAUUACAAAGGUACAUCAUUAGCUCGUCGUUUAAAAGAUCGUGAACAUGAAAUUGAAAUAGAUAAUCGUGAUCGACGUCAUGAAAAAGAUGAAAUUGAAGAAUUACGUCAAAAAUUAUUACUUCAAGAUAAUAUUGAUGAUAUUGAAUUAGAAAUAAAACGACGUUUAGAAAAAGAAGAAGAAUUAAUACGUAAGCGUUUAGCUGAUCUCACACGAGCAAGUGAUGAAUCUGCUGAUGAAUCAGAUAACGAUGAACAACAAGCUGUCAGUCGAAAAGAUACUGCUGUUCUACCUUCCGAAUCAGCUAAUAAUACUAGUACGGAAAGUAUGGAUCAUUCACUACGACAACCAGCAUCUCCACAAAUUGAAGUUAAAGUUAGUCCACGUCAAACAUCUGCACUUGGUGGUGCACCAAUUACAGGUACAAAACUUCCUUUAAAACGAAAAUUAGCCGUAAAUGAAGCUUUUCGUGAUGAUCAAGAAGAUGAUAAUACAAAUGCUCUUCAAAAAAAAUCAAAAUUAACUGCAAUACCUGAUCAACCAGCUAUUCCAAUUUCUCAAACUUCUCCACAUAUUAAAGAAGAACAAACUAAUCGACCAUCAUCAGGAAAAACUACAGCUGUUACACCUACAACAAAUGUUAAUUCUGCUCAAGCACAAGAAGAAAAACGUCAAGCUGUACGAAAAUUAAUUGAAAAUAUUCCAACAAAAAAAGAAGAUUUAUUCACUUUUCCACUCGAUUGGUCACUUCUUGAUUUCAAUCUAAUGGAAAAACGUAUUAAACCAUGGGUAACAAAAAAAAUUGUUGAAUAUAUUGGUGAAGAAGAAGCAACAUUAACAGAUUUUAUUUGUACAUCAAUAAUGUCAAAAAAAAGUGCAGAAACAAUCUUAUCUGAUAUACGUGUUGUACUUGAUGAUGAAGCUGAAGUAUUUGUUGUUAAAAUGUGGCGAUUAAUUGUCUAUGAAAUUGAAGCUAAACGCUUUGGUCUAAGCAAAUGA